This is a messenger RNA of Chinchilla lanigera (long-tailed chinchilla), 4285 nucleotides long. It is a transcript of the gene Steap3, whose product is annotated as STEAP family member 3, metalloreductase. Lineage: Eukaryota; Metazoa; Chordata; Mammalia; Rodentia; Chinchillidae. Gene Ontology annotation, biological process: copper ion import. Gene Ontology annotation, cellular component: endosome; plasma membrane. Bases 70 to 1632 code for a protein of 520 amino acids. Gene Ontology annotation, molecular function: cupric reductase (NADH) activity; ferric-chelate reductase (NADPH) activity. The record is from RefSeq and is a predicted model, not a curated record. The transcript is spliced from 5 exons.
AGCUGUGCUGAGUGAGCUCCAGCCAGCCACCCAGGGGUCCCAGCAGCACAAGGAGCAGCACACAGACAAAUGGCAGCCGAGGUCCCUGGUGACUGGGGCACCUGCCCCACCACCCCUGUCCAGGGCUGUGGAAAGUCAUCUGGCAAGGACAAACCCGCCGCCAGAAUGCCAGGAGAGAUGGAUAAACCCCUGAUCAGCCACCACCUGGUGGAUAGCGAUGGGAGCCUUGCUGAGCCCCCCAGUGGGGCCCCCAAAGUGGGCAUCCUGGGCAGCGGGGACUUUGCCCGCUCCCUGGCCACACGCCUGGUGGGCUCUGGCUUCAGCGUGGUGGUGGGGAGCCGCAACCCCAAACGCACAGCCGGGCUGUUCCCUUCAUCCACCCAAGUGACCUUCCAGGAGGAGGCAGUGAGCUCCCCAGGGGUCAUCUUUGUGGCUGUGUUUCGGGAGCACUAUUCCUCGCUGUGUGGCCUCAGUGACCAGCUAACCGGCAAGAUCCUGGUGGACGUGAGCAACCCCACGGAGCAAGAGCACCUCCGGCAUCGCGAGUCCAAUGCAGAGUACCUGGCCUCGCUUUUCCCCACCUGUGCCGUGGUCAAGGCCUUCAAUGUCAUCUCUGCCUGGACCCUGCAGGCUGGCCCGAGGGAUGGCAACAGGCAGGUGCCCAUCUGCAGUGACCACCCAGAAGCCAAGCGCACCAUCUCAGAGAUGGUUCAUGCCAUGGGCUUCAUGCCCUUGGACAUGGGCUCCCUGGCAUCAGCCCGCGAGGUGGAAGCCAUGCCACUGCGCCUCCUGCCAGCCUGGAAGGUGCCCGCACUCCUGGCCCUGGGGCUUUUUGUGUGUUUCUUUGCCUACAACUUCACCCGGGACGUGCUGCAGCCCUACGUGCAGGAGAGCAAGAACAAGUUCUACAGGCUGCCGGUGUCUGUGGUCAACACCACGCUGCCGUGCGUGGCCUACGUGCUGCUGUCCCUGGUGUACCUGCCCGGCGUGCUGGCGGCCGCCCUGCAGCUGCGGCGGGGCACCAAGUACCACCGCUUCCCCGACUGGCUGGACCACUGGCUGCAGCACCGCAAGCAGAUCGGGCUGCUCAGCUUCUUCUGCGCCGCUCUGCACGCGCUCUACAGCUUCUGCCUGCCACUGCGCCGCUCUCACCGCUACGACUUGGUCAACCUGGCCGUCAAGCAGGUCUUGGCCAACAAGAGCCACCUCUGGGUAGAGGAGGAAGUCUGGCGCAUGGAGAUAUACCUCUCACUGGGAGUGCUGGCCCUCGGUACGCUGUCCCUGCUGGCCAUCGCCUCAUUACCAUCCAUUGCAAACUCGCUCAACUGGAGAGAGUUCAGCUUCGUGCAGUCCACACUGGGCUUUGUAGCCCUGGUACUGAGCACGCUGCACACGCUCACCUACGGCUGGACCCGCGCCUUUGAGGAGAGCCGCUACAAGUUCUACCUGCCGCCCACCUUCACACUCACGCUGCUGGUGCCCUGCGUCAUCAUCCUGGCCAAGGGCCUGUUCCUGCUGCCCUGCAUCAGCCGCAGACUCGCUAAGAUCCGAAGAGGCUGGGAGAAAGAUGGCGCGGUCAAGUUCAUGCUGCCAACUGACUCUGUCCUUACAGAAAAAACGAGCCACGUGUAAGGCGCCUGUGCCCAGCGCCUUAAACCAGGUGCAGGCAGCUCAGCCCCCUGAGUCACUAUCAGUUUUCUUUUCUGGAUGGUGCAGAGCAGAGUAAGUGUGCACACAUGGGUGGUUCAAGGUGGUCCUGGUAUGAAAAUGUGUCCAGUAAUAGUCAGAAUGACACACACAUACAUGCAAUUGGUAUGUACAUAUAUUUCAUAUAUAUAUAAAGCAGAACCUGAGGUUAUACUUACUUACCUAAAAGUUGGGUGCCUGAGAUUCCAACUUGUAGAUUUAAAAGCAAGUGCCAGAUGUUAGACAGCGGAGCGUGCUAUUGUGACCUUUGCAGAGAUACACACACACUUUUUGCCCAGAACAGGCUUGUGGACCCUGGUGAGUACCGUCCUUUAUCUACCUCCUCCACUUCCCUUUGGCUACUUUCCCAAGGCUCCAGGCACCCACAGAGUUGUGACUAAGUGGUGGCAAAGCUGAUAGCUCUGCCUGCAGCCCACCUAGGCCCCCAGGACUGAAGAGACACCAGUGCACAGGGGCCGGAGAACUAGCUCUUCCAGUCCUCUGAGUGGGGAGCGGUGUAGGGCGUGAACCUGGGGUCUGUGCCGGGAGACACUGAAGGCCGGGCUUUUUCCAGGUAGAGUUUUUUCCAGAUGAGAGUUAGGGACUGAAGCUGUUUCACCUGAUCCUCACUGAGCUGGGGAGAUUCCUCCCACACCCCUGAAAGUGAGGAAUCACCACAAAGCCUGCAAAUGGAUCCUCCUGCGUGGGUGUGAAGUCACCUCCUCCUGGAGCCGCUAAUGAACCUGCUUUCGAGAACAAGUGUAAUUGCUCUCCCUCCAUUAGGUUGGUGGUGAGAACUGCUUAAGCCGCUGUGCCUUCUCACCUUUUCCCUGUUACUCUGGAUGUUUUCCCAGAAGCUGGAGAGUAGACCUCUUACCCAUCAGCCCAGGGGAGGGCACACAGUCAUGCUCACUGGGCCUCACAGCUGCACCCUUUCUUGGCCCUGAUGGGGCUGAGGGCUGUCUUCACUAGGUUGGCCUUGUGGAAAGAUCUCAGGGUAACAGGGACCCCUUCAGGUAUCCUGUGCUGCCUCAGACCACCCAGAAAACAACAUGGACUCCAAGCUCCUCCCACUGGGAUACAGCAGCCUCCCCCUUACCCAGUGUUGCCUUCCUCGGUUUCAGAUACCCAAAAUCAACUGCAGUCUUGAAAAUAUCAGUAUUUGUCCUGACUCUUUCAAGAGAGACACCUUGUCCACGUAUUUUAUUAUCGUAUAUUGCUACAACUGGCCUAUUUUACUACUUACUAGUCUCCUAUGUCUAAUUCAUUAAUUAACCCUUAUCAUAGGUCUGUAUGUUUAGGAAACCUAGAGCAUAUACAGUGGGAGUUCAGUAGUACUCACAGUUUUGGGCCGCCAAUGGGGAUCUUGAAUAGGGACGGAUGAAGCGGGAGAUGGCCACGUUACAUUUCACACAGCUAGGAGGGACUUUUCUGCCAAAGGUACAAAUGGAAAACACUACUGGCCCAAAGCACAAGAGGCCAGACCACAACCAGGGCCACAGGACAUCUGUCUUCAGUCCCAUGACACCCGUCACUGAUUAAUAUUGAAAGUGGAUAAGCAGCUACCUAUCCUCAGGCCAAGACCUCAAACCCCCACACAACCAGGGUGAUCUGCUACCAAAAAUUCACCUGCAAAUAUGUAGGUCCCUGUGGGGCUCUUCCUGGGCCAGCAGGCGUCCUCUGAUAGAACAGGGUGCUGAGCAAAGGCCAGCCAGAGAGUGGGGAAAAGGAGAUGCCUUGCUGGCCCCAGGAGCACUCCAUGCACUUGUGUCUCCUGAGAGACUUGGGCUCCCUCAGAGAAAGGAGGAAGCCCAGUGCAGAGCCUCUCAUUAGGCCCGUGACUGAUGGGGAAAGGCCAUCCGGUUCCUGCAGGUGUUUCCAGCUGCCACUCCCAGCUGGGUGGCAGGUGCUUAUCUUGAGGCAUAAAUUGGCCCUGAUGGGAGCGCCAGCCAUGGGCCAUGAGAGACUCACUGAAAGGAAGAAAGGGGGUAGCUACUUCAGCAUUUUUUCAGAGGUCCCAUGGAUUCCCUGCUAAUGGAAGGAACAGGGAAACCCCCCUCCAGAGAUCCCGACCCCAGUGGGUGUUGGCUCCUGUCUUCUCCAGCUUUCCCUGCCCAGGGAUGGUUCCUUUUACCAAAGACGCCAACACAGAGCAAAGGCCAGGGUACUUCCUCCCUUCCCCACCCACCCCCUGCUGAAAGUGUUCAUCCGGGCAGCAGUGAUUCUAAGGCAGGUGGCGAGAGGGAAUGGGUGGAGCACAAGAUCUGUCAUCUGCCAACCGAACAAUCUUCUCAUGAAAGGCAGGUGGGCUGUGCGCUUGGCCCUAACCCCGUGUCUCCUGCUGCUCCUCCCUACCUCACCAGGCAGCUGGCAACAGCAUCCUCAAGAUGGAGAGUCACUCGCUGCAGCCUGGCAAAGUCUACUUGCCUCUGGGUACAAAAGUGCCUCAACCCACAUACUCUGGGAAUCCUAAAUGCCACAGUCUGAAGUUGGCUUGUAAACAUCUAUGCUGUUGAAAGAAUCUGUGUGUUUUAUUCUUACCUUGUAGAACUUGUCCAAGAAGCAGCAAAAAUAAACACCUAACCUGCCAUAAACUUCA